UCCAACUUGGAGGUGUAGUGCUUCAUAUCAACUCUCAAAAGUCCAACAAGGCAGAGACAUGGAUCACUUCAAUCUGUAUAUAUAGCUCCAUUACCUACCUACCUUCUUCUAGUGAAACGCAAGCUCGAGCCACAAAGAUCUUGAAACAUCAUCAUCAUCAUCAUCAUCUUCUUCUUCUUCUUAUGUUGUCUUCGUUGAUGGAGGGAAGAGAGCACCAACUUCCUAUUGCCACUACUACUACUACUGCUACGAGCGCUAAAGCUCAGACCAAAGUGCUCGACUCAGUAGUAGCCAUGAAAGCUAUGUCCAAGCUUGGGGGCUUCCAUGCCGGCUACUUCCGCAUCAGCCUGUCGCUCUGCGGCCAGGCACUACUGUGGAAGACCCUCAGCGAGCCAAGCACCGACUCCCGGGCCCUCCGCCUCGUCGUCCGCUUGCUACCCUCCGCCACGUACGUCCUCGUCUGGUCCGUGGCCCUCGCCGUCCUCGUCGCACUCUGCUUCCUCUACGCCCUCCGCUGCUUCCUCCGGUUCCGCUGCGUCAAGGCCGAGUUCUCCCACCAUGUCGGCGUGAACUACCUCUUUGCGCCGUGGAUCUCGUGGCUCCUCCUCCUCCAGUCCACCCCCGCCUUCCUCCACCCCGGCGCUGCUCUGUACCGCGUGCUUUGGUGGGUCUUCUCCGUUCCCAUCCUCAUGUUCGAUGUCAAGAUCUACGGCCAGUGGUUCACCGAGGGGAAGAAGUUCCUGUCGAUGGUGGCGAACCCCACGAGCCAGAUCACGGUGAUCGGGAACCUGGUCUGCGCGAGGGCGGCGGCAAGGAUGGGGUGGGAGGAGAUCGCCACCUGUAUGUUCUCCCUCGGCAUGGCGCACUACCUCGUCCUCUUCGUGACGCUGUACCAGCGGUUCGUCGGGUGCAACAGCCUUCCCGCCAUGCUCCGCCCCGUCUUCUUCCUCUUCAUCGCCGCCCCCAGCAUGGCCAGCUUGGCCUGGGAUUCCAUCUCCGGAUCCUUCGGUACGGGGUCCAAGAUGCUCUUCUUCCUCUCCCUCUUCCUAUUUGCCUCCCUGGUCUCGCGGCCUGCUCUGUUCAAGAGGUCGAUGAGGCGGUUCAACGUUGCAUGGUGGGCGUACUCCUUCCCGCUGACGGUGCUGGCGCUGGCGGCCACCGAGUACGCACAGGAGGUGGAGGGAGGCGUCUCCAACGCCCUCAUGCUCGUCCUCGCCGUCCUCUCCGUGCUGGUCACCGUCGCCCUCAUCGUCUUCACCGCGAUCAAGGCCGGCGACCUCCUUCCCCACGGCAAUGACCCCUUCGCGCCGCCGUGUUCGCCCUGAUGCUCAUGCAACAUGUUGGUUUUGUUUGGCAUUUGCUAUGUCGAUCUAAAGCCAGAGAGGAAUAGUUCUCUGUAUUUCUUGGACAUGUUCUUGUGUCCACUGUGGAAUCCAUCUCCAUCCACGAA
Musa acuminata AAA Group (dessert banana) is the source of this 1450-nucleotide messenger RNA. RefSeq names its product S-type anion channel SLAH1-like. Gene Ontology annotation, biological process: intracellular monoatomic ion homeostasis; transmembrane transport. Lineage: Eukaryota; Viridiplantae; Streptophyta; Magnoliopsida; Zingiberales; Musaceae. Gene Ontology annotation, cellular component: membrane. The coding region runs from base 183 to 1325 and encodes 380 amino acids. The record is from RefSeq and is a predicted model, not a curated record. The transcript has 2 exons. Gene Ontology annotation, molecular function: voltage-gated monoatomic anion channel activity.